UCCUCAAGAAAUCUACUCCAUUUACUUCUCACACAUCCCUUCCCAUAUCUUUUACACACUACACGAAAUCUCUUUAUCUUCUCUCUUUAAAGCCACUAUUUUACCCUUAGGAUUUACAUCUCAGUUGGAAGGUUCAAAUGUCAAGGAAAGCGAGCAAACGAGUCAGCUUCAGUCCUGAUGUGAAUGAUAAGCCAACGGUUGUGCUCAAACACGGCAACGGUGGUGAUGGCGGAGCCGGAAUGUGGAGCUUCGGCCUUAGCAGAGAAACAAGGUACUUGCCGGUGAGGUUUCUACAGAGCCUUAAGGCCAGAGUAAGUGAAGCAAUUCGCUUUGUCUCAACAAGAAAAUCUUCACGAAAGGUUUCUUCAGCCUCCACUUUUACAAGGUCAAGAUCGGUCUCGGAUUCCAUGGACUCGCAUCGAGCUGAAGCCAUUGAAGAUUGUAUCGAGUUCUUAAACCACUCUUCAUCUUUGUCCAGAUCAAAUUCAGUCUCUGGAAGUACUUACUGAAAGUUCUGUACUUGUGAGAAUAGAAAAUGUGCAUGUAAAAUUUAGUCGAUAUUUUAGACAUUCUUUUGCGUGCCCGUCUCUGUAAGAUGAUGCUUUAGCAGGAGAUAAUAGAGUUUCUGCCUUUGAAGCUCA
Messenger RNA from Cucumis melo (muskmelon), 641 nucleotides. RefSeq names its product josephin-like protein. The record is from RefSeq and is a predicted model, not a curated record. The transcript has a single exon. Bases 138 to 509 code for a protein of 123 amino acids. Lineage: Eukaryota; Viridiplantae; Streptophyta; Magnoliopsida; Cucurbitales; Cucurbitaceae.